UCGAGUCGGUGGCCUGUCGCUUUAAAUAUUCCUGCCGAAAAGCAUCAUGGGUAAUGCGUCUCCUUUCGCUUCUCGCUCUGCUGCAGGAGGGACGAUCGCGCUUCAGCAAAUCGAGCUGAAUUUGGACCGAAUGUUGUGAAUCCUCGACGCGGGACGCCCUCGAUCGCGACUUCCGUGGACUAAAACGUCAUUCGUGCAAUCUUCGUGCCCGGUUGGAGGCGUCUCGUGCACCUUGAAGCUUCUCGGCCUAGCUUAGCAUAGCAUAGCCUAGCCUAGCUUAGCUUGCUAAGAAAGAGACGCGUUUGUGAACAACACUUCGCUAAGCAGAGAUCAAGCGUGAGGGAAAGUGUUCUUCUUUGCGCCACCUACGAAGCGGAAAGUGUUGCGAUCUUCGUGUGAAAAUGUGUGCAACGAGGACGCCGGAGUACGACGAGGAGGAGGAACUUUGUGGCCCAGAAGAGGAGAAGGAGCCACGUCUUCAACUUCUGCAGCCUUGCACUGUGCUACGCGGAGCAGACAUCACUGAAGAUCAUCUUACUGAGCAGCAGGAGCCAGAACCCCCUCACAUUAAAGAGGAAACGGCGGAUGAAGAGGUCCGCCACAUCAAGGAGGAAGAGGAGCCCAUUUUGAUUAAAAAAGAGGAGGAAGAAGCAUACCCCCACAUCAAACAGGAAGAGGAGGAGGAGGAUAUCACCAAGGUUCCAUCGACUGGUGUCCCUUUGAAGAGUGAAGAUGAAGGUCAAAGUGAGGAGAGCAGAGGGGCGGAGCCUCCAAGCAGCAGCGCAAGUCAACACAUGACAACAGAAGGUGGUGGAGACCACUGUGGAGGAUCACAAGCAGAUGGCCUCUUACCUCCACUGUCAGACAGUGACAGCAUGAUAUCACAUUCUCCUCACACUGAUGAUGAUAAACAGUCUGAAGGUGAAAUGACAUGUCACGCUGACAACAAACAAUGGAAAUGUUCUCCGUGUGGGAAAACAUUUGCUAAUAAGAGCAUUUUGAAACAACACGUGAGAACACACACUGGAGGGAAACCUUUUUCCUGCUCAGUUUGUGGUCAAAGAUUCACUUGGAAGGGAAACUUGAAAAGACACACAAGAACCCACACCGGUGAGAAACCUUUUUCCUGCUCAGUUUGUGGUCAAAGAUUCUCUGUGAAGGAAAGCUUAAAAUUACACGCAAGAACCCACACUGGUGAGAAACCUUUUUCCUGCACAGUUUGUGGUCAAAGAUUCUCUGGUCAGAAAAACUUAACAAUACACACAAGAACCCACACUGGUGAGAAACCUUUUUUCUGCUCAGAUUGUGGCAAAAGAUUCUCUAUGAAGGGACACUUAACAAUACACACAAGAACCCACACUGGUGAGAAACCUUUUUUCUGCUCAGAUUGUGGCCAAAGAUUCUCUAUGAAGGAACACUUAAAACGACACACACGAACACACACUGGAGAGAAACCUUUUUCCUGCUCAGUUUGUGGUCAAAGAUUCUCUGAAAAGGGAAAGUUAAAAAUACACACAAGAACCCACACUGGUGAGAAACCUUUUUCCUGCACAUUUUGUGGUAAAACAUUCAUUCAGAAUACAGAUUUAAAAAGACACACAAGAACACACACCGGUGAGAAACCUUUUUCCUGCUCAUUUUGUGGCCAACGAUUCUCUGGUAAGAAAAACUUAACAAUGCACACAAGAACCCACACUGGUGAGAAACCUUUUUCCUGCACAGUUUGUGGUAAAACAUUCAUUCAGCAGACAAAUUUAAAAACACACACAAGAACGCACACUGGUGAGAAACCUUUUUCCUGCUCAUUUUGUGGACAACGAUUCUCUGGUAAAAAUAGCUUAACAAUACACACAAGAACCCACACUGGUGAGAAACCUUUUUCCUGCACAGUUUGUGGUAAAACAUUCACUCAGAAGAGAUACUUAAAAACACACACAAGAAUGCACACUGGUGACAAAACCUUUUCCUGCUCGCGUUGUGGUCAGAGAUUCUCUCGUAAGGAUCGGGUGAAGACACACAAGUGUGCUGGUGAGAAUAGCAGUGAUCAAGAAGAUUUGAAUGCAAAUGCAAAUGUUUAAAAAAAUUAAUUCCAAUGUUACUGACUUACAAAAAUCUACAUUCUUGUAUUGUGUGUCCCAGCUUUUAUUGUCUUGUUGUUGUCCAUAUAUUUUCUAAAAGUCUCCCGUGUGCAAGUGUUGAGAAUUAGUGCUGUUCCCAAAAUACUUGAAAGGGACUAGUUAUUGGUGUGACCAUAGGCACUUAUUCCCUAGUUCUAGAAAGUUUGGGAAGCUUGUUGUUGAAAAAAAUCGACAGUGAACUGCCUCAUUGAGGAAAGAAGACAGCCAAUGUCGUCCCACAUGAAGGAAUUCUUGCAGAUUUAUUUGCUCAAACGUCCGCUCAAUUUUGUCGAUUGCACCACAAAUGCCACUCAGAUGUCCCAGUAGGCGUUUCUGUCGGCGGCAUUUUGAGACAGACGUACUUUGUCAUAACGUCGGCUGACCCGUGUCGAUGGUCUCGCGGCCAAACGCGUUACGUCGCUUAAUGUCCCGGAACUGCAGCUGGUCUGAUUCGAUCUUAUCUGAUCCAUAAAAUCUAAAAAAAAUGGACUGAUCGUAUUAUAUUAUACUAAUAUUUUCAGAGGUUGCAGCUGCCGUGAGUAGAGAUGUCCGCAUAAAUUUUGGUGAUGAUUGUUUACAGUUUUUGGAUGUUAAGCCCCUUUUCUUGGGUUCAUUCAUGAGGCUUGCAAGGAUUUGGGACUCGCCCGCUGUGUUUGUAUCACUUUAAUGAUUACAUCCAAAUAAAUUUGCAAUUUUUCAGUACAUUAAAUUAGUGAUUGAACAUAAUUUUUGGGUACUAACUGUUGUUCCUGUGAUGCAAUGAUACAGUAUAUGACAGCAAUAUAAGAUAUAAUACCAACUUGAACGAACCAGUGUUUGGAUACUCAAGCAAGCUGUAUUUUUUUUUCUUUUUACUUAAUUCAUUAAUUAAUUAAUUUUUUAACUUCCUGAUAAGUUGUAAUUUUGAAGGUGAGGGUAUUCCACCUGACAGCUACGAUAUAUAAAAUAUGACUAAUUCCUGCCACUUCAUGGUAUCGUGCGUUGUUUUUCCCACACCAGCGAUGCAAGUGCUUUUUAAUUUUCGAUUUUGGCGAUGAAAAAGGGGCGUUAGUUUUUUACCAAUUCCUCCCAAACUUUUUGAUAUUACAGGAAAUGACUGCUGGUUUAAUUUUUUUGAGCAAAAAAUACGUAAAAUGAACUUGUUUCUGAACUAUGGACCAUGAAGACCCAUACUUCCUUCAAGCAAUGCAUGCAUUUUACCCAAUGUUUGAGUGAUGUCAAUAUCAAAUAAGUGAAUGAUUGAUUGAAAUAAGACUGGAAAGAAACUUUUGACUUUUGGUAGUAAAUUGUAAAGUGUAUUUGUCUUUUUCUUUUGCUUUGGGCUUGUCCCGUUAGGGGUCGCCACAACGUGUCAUCCUUUUCCAUGUAAGCCUAUCUCCUGCAUCCUCCUCUCGAACACCAACUGCCCUCAGGUCUUCCCUCACGACAUCCAUCAACCUUCUCUUUGGUCUUCCUCUCGCUCUCUUGCCUGCCAGCUCCAUCCUCAUCACCCUCCAACCACUCCAACCUCAACAUCAGUGCCACUGUCUCAAAUCCGUACAUCAUGGCUGGCGUCGCCACUGUCUUAUAUACUUUGCCCUUCAUCCUAGCAGACUCUUCUGUCACAUAACACACCUAACACCUUCCUCCCCCCGUUCCAACCUGCCUGGACCCGUUUCUUCCCCCUUCCUUACCACAGUCAACAUUGCUCUGGACUGUUGACCCCAAGUAUUUGAAGUCCUCCACCCUCACUAGCUCUUCUCCUUGUAGCCUCACUCUUCCUCCUCCACCGGUCUCAUUCAUGCAUUCAUGUCUUACUUCAGCUAAUCUUCAUUCCUCUCCUUUCCAGUGCAUGCCUCCAUCUUUCUAACUGUUCCUCCAGCUGCUCCCUACUUUCACUGCAGAUCACAAUGUCAUCUGCGUACAUCAUGGUCCAUGGGGAUUCCAGUCUAACCUCAUCUGUCAGCCUAUCCAUCACCACUGCAAACAGGAAGGGGCUCAGGGCUGAUCCCUGAUGCAGUCCCACCUCCACCUUAAACUCCAAUGUCAAACCUACAACACACGUCACCCCUGUUCUGCUGCCGUCAUACAUGUCCUGUAUUAUUCUAACAUACUUCUCUGCCACUCCAGACUUCCGCAUGCAGUACCACAGUUCCUCUCUGGGUACUGUGUCAUAGGCUUUCUCUAGAUCCACAAAGACACAAUGUAGCUCCUUCUGACCUUCUCUGUACUUUUCCAUCAACACCCUCAAGGCAAAUAAUGCAUCUGUGGUACUCUUUCUAGGCAUGAAACCAUACUUCUGUCCUGAGUCUAGCAUCCACAACUCUUUCCCAUAACUUCAUUGUGUGGCUCAUCAACUUUAUUCCUCUAUAGUUCCCACAGCUCUGCACAUCACCCUUGUUCUUAAAAAUGGGCACCAGCACACUUUUCCUCCAUUCCUCAGGCAUCUUCUCACCCGCUAGAAUUCUGUUGAACAAGCUGUUCAAAAACUCCACAGCCACCUCUCCUCGAUGCUUCCAUAUACCCCCACAGGAAUGUCAUCAGGACCAACAGCCUUUCCAUUUUUCAUCCUCUUUAAAGCCAUUCUAACUUCCCCCUUACUAAUCAUUGCCACUUCCUGGUCCACCACACUUGCCUUCUCUCUCAUGUUCCUCAUUAACUCCUCAAACUAUUCUUUCCAUCUGUCCAGCACACUACUGUCAACACAUUUCCAUCUCUAUCCUUAAUCACCCUAACCUGCUGCACAUCCUUCCCAUCUCUAUCCCUCUUUCUGGCCAACCUGUAUAGAUCCCUUUCUCCUUCUUUAGUGUCCAACCUGGCAUACAUGUCAUUAUAUGCCUCUUGUUUGGCUUUUGCCACCUCUACCUUUGCCCUACGUCACAUCUCAGUGUCCCACUUCUUCUUAUCUAACCUCUUGUAUGAUUUCCUGUACUGUGAGGUUGCACCACCAAGUCUCCUUCUCUCCUUCUCUCCUUUCCUGCCAGAAGAUACACUAAGUACUAUUCUGCCUGUCUCUCUGAUCACCUUGGCUGUAGUGGUCCAGUCUUCUGGAAGCUCCUCCUGUCCACCGAGAGCCUGUCUCACCUCUUCCCGAAAAGCCGCACAACACUCUUCCUGUCUCAGCUUCCACCACAUGGUUCUCUGCUCUGCCUUUGUCUUCUUAAUCUUCCUCCCCACCACCAGAGUCAUCCAACACGCCACCAUCCUAUGCUGUCUAGCCACACUGUCCCCUACCACUACCUUACAGUCGGGACCCUCCUUCAGAUUGCAUCGUCUGCACAAGAUGUAAUCCACCUGCGUGCUUCUACCUCCGCUCUUGUAGGUCACCCUAUGUUCCUGCCUCUUCUAGAAAAAAGUGUUCACUACGGCCAUUUCCAUCCUUUUUACAAAGUCUACCACCAUCAGUUCCUUUCCUGGAUGCCCUACUUACCCAUCACUUCUUCAUCACCCCCUGUUUCCUUCACCAACAUGUCCAUUACAAUCUGCACCAAUCACGACUCUCUCUCUGUCUGGGAUGCUCAGAACUACUUCGUUCUAGCGCCUUCCAGAAUUUCUCUUUCAGAUCUAGGUCACAUCCUACCUGUGGGUCAUAGCCGCAAUUCACAUUAUACAUAACACCCUCAAUUUCAAGUUUCAGCCUCAUCACUCGAUCUGAUGCUCUUUUCCACUCCAAGACAUUCUAAGCUAACUCUUCCCUGAAAAUAACCCCUACUCCAUUUUUCUUCCCAUCUACACCAUGGUAAAAUAAUUUUAACUCUGCCCCUAAACGUCUCGCCUGACUGCCUUUCCACUUGGUCCCCUGGACACACAAUAUAUCAAACUUUUCCUAAUCAUCAUGUUAACCAACUCCCGAGGUUUUUCUGUCAUAGUCCCAACAUUCAAAGUCCCCACAUUCAAGUCUAGGCUCUGUGCUUUCCUCUUCUCGUUCUGCCUUAAGAACCCGCUUUCCACCCCUCCUUUGUCUUCGACCCACCCACAGUAGCUGAAUUUGCACCAGCGCCCUGCAGGUUAACAGUGCCGGGGGCGGACGUUGUUAACCCGGGCCACGACCGAUCCGGUAUGGAAUGCUUUAGAUGAAUGCUCAUAUUUGUUUGGCAAAGUUUUAUGCCGGAUGCCCUUCCUGAUGCAACCCCCUGCAUUUAUCCGGGCUUGGGACCGGCCUAUAGUUUGCACUGGUUUGUGCCCCCCAUAGAGUUGCAUUGUAAAGUGUAUUUGUGAUUCUUAAUAAAAUACACCUCUUAAAACAUUGA
Messenger RNA from Phyllopteryx taeniolatus (common seadragon), 6346 nucleotides. Its product is annotated as gastrula zinc finger protein XlCGF57.1-like. The record is from RefSeq and is a predicted model, not a curated record. The transcript is spliced from 3 exons. NCBI's taxonomy places the organism in Eukaryota, Metazoa, Chordata, Actinopteri, Syngnathiformes, Syngnathidae. Bases 402 to 2078 code for a protein of 558 amino acids. Gene Ontology annotation, cellular component: nucleus. Gene Ontology annotation, biological process: regulation of immune system process; negative regulation of transcription by RNA polymerase II; central nervous system development. Gene Ontology annotation, molecular function: DNA-binding transcription factor activity, RNA polymerase II-specific; RNA polymerase II cis-regulatory region sequence-specific DNA binding.